This is a messenger RNA of Psylliodes chrysocephalus, 1110 nucleotides long. NCBI's taxonomy places the organism in Eukaryota, Metazoa, Arthropoda, Insecta, Coleoptera, Chrysomelidae. The record is from the annotation of a GenBank genome assembly.
UACUUCAUUUAGAUUUGGUUCCCCCGCAAGCUUUUACUUCUAACGCUGUUACCGAUAUAAAACUAUGAUUAUCUAAAUCGAAGUGCAGUCGGUACUAGUGGCUGGAUUUAUUUAGAAUAGUUGAAUUCCUAAACUGCUCAGGACAUGAUAUGGACGUUGGUUCUAGUUGCUAUAUUAACACCUACUUAUUACACUUUAGAAUACGAUGACAUAGACAUAUUAACGAACUAUGAUGUUCAAUUUGCCGCCAUAGCUCAGGAUCAAGCGGCCCAGAAGGCGAAACAAGGUUUCAGUGCUGGUAGCAGCUUGCGGAGUAUUGCAGAAGGAAGUUCAAAUGCUGCUGACGAUGCUGUCAAUAAUCAAGAUGCCGCAGGUCACCAAGCAGCCUACGUUGCCAAAAAUACUUUAGCGCAAUCAGCUGCAGCGGCUUCCGCUACAGCCCAAGCUGCAUUAGCAGGAAAACAAAUUCUUCUUCAAGGACUGGAACAACAAUUUAGAGACGCUAAAACAGGUCUUAUGGGUGAAAAACAACAACUGAUGCAGGCACAAAGAGCAGCUGACCAAACGAACAGAGCAGCUAUGGAAGCCAGACAACACGUCCAAGUUCUGCAGAACACUCUCAAUGCGGCCCAAGCUGCGGCAGAUCACGUUACCCAGGCAGCAAAUGAAGCUGCUGGGGAGUUAGCUGCCCAGCAAGCCAUGGUUGGGUCAGCAAAGGAUCGAUUAGAACAGAUAGGAAAGCAACUAGCGGCCGUUAGGAUCGACUUUCAAGCGACACAAGCUGCAGCACAGAAAGCGCAAGCUUCGGCUCAAGCAGCUGCGGCUAAUGCAGCGGCAGCCGCCGCAGCUGCUGCAGCAGGUCUCGCUAAAAAUGCUGGAAAAAUCCCACUUCCCCCUCCGCCUCCGCCCGCACCAAAGCCAGAUAAAAAUGGAGGUGGCGGAAAUGGGGGUGGAAAGAAGGGAGGUGGAGGCGGUGGACAAGGAGGAGGAUCUGCUGGAGGAAACGGUGGAAAAUCUUCAAAAUACAGCGCAGAAAGCGGUGAAUACGAUCAACAUUCUUUCUAUCACCCUAUCUUUUAUGCGGAAAGUUAACAAAAUUUUCUACAAGAC